This is a messenger RNA of Olea europaea var. sylvestris, 2819 nucleotides long. RefSeq names its product serine-rich adhesin for platelets-like. The transcript has 9 exons. Gene Ontology annotation, molecular function: microtubule binding. The coding region runs from base 142 to 2667 and encodes 841 amino acids. The record is from RefSeq and is a predicted model, not a curated record. NCBI's taxonomy places the organism in Eukaryota, Viridiplantae, Streptophyta, Magnoliopsida, Lamiales, Oleaceae.
ACUUUGCUCUCUCACUAUCUUUCCUUUUCUCAUCACACUUUGAUACGCUCCCUCCCCUUCCCCCACUCUCGCAACUGCAGUUCGAAAAUCUGAGAUUAAUUACACAAAGAUCGAUUUUUUUAUUUUUCUAUUUGUCCGGAAAUGGAGGAGUUUAAUGAUGUUGAUCAACAAGCAAAUGCUCUCAGUCUCAUCGAUCUAGACUAUCAGUUUUCAGAAAACGAGACAGAGGCCACGACUCUUCAGUUGUCAGAAGCUAUGGGUGCACAAAAAGAAGUGUUUAUCACCAUCAACGGUGAUGGAAAUGACCAAUUACCUGAACUGCGUGAGUGGACUGAACCGGAAAGCAGCCAACGAAAUGGAAGAUGUAACCUGCGUGAAAGUUUAGCCUGGGAUAGUGCUUUCUUCACUAGUUCAGGUGUUCUGGAGCCGGAGGAAUUGUCCAGUAUGCUUAAAGGAGCUGGAAAGGCCGGAAAACAUUUAUUACCUGGAAUUGAAGAAGAUAUAAGAAGGUCAACUGAGUCGAUCUCCACGCUAGAAAGUGAUAGUUUGACCCUUGGAAGUCUUGAGGAUGACUUGUUUUCAGACAUAAGAGCUUCAAUCCAAAGAUCUAGCAGAAGAGCAUUAUCUAUGACAAAUUCCAGCAGCAACGUGAUACCGGUGGUGAUAGAUAACCAAGCAAUUUCAUGUGUUCUGGACCCGGAGGAAUUGUCCAGUAUGCUUAAAGAAGCCGGAAAGGCCGGAAAACACUUAUUACCUGGAAUUGAAGAAGACAUAAGGAGGUCAUCUGAGUCGAUCUCCACGCUAGAAAGUGAUAGUAUGACCCUUGAAAUUCUUGAGGAUGACUUGUUUUCAGACAUAAGAGCUUCAAUCCAAAGAUCUAGCAGAAGAGCAUUCACUAUGACAAAUUCCAGCUGUAACGUGAUACCCGUGGUGAUAGAUAACCAAGCAAUUUCAUGUCUGAGGAAGGACGACCAGGCUUCUGAGAAUCAGCUAAAUCCAAAACCUGCUGUAAAGAAACGUAUUGGCAUGCAAGCAAUUAGGAUCUCAAAAUGUCAAUCAAAGCAAAAUAUUGGGCUGCAAAGAUCAGGGAAAGCAGUUGAGAAGGAUUCUGGGCAUUUUCAAGUGACACAGAAUGGGCAGUCAAGUUCAUCACUUCCCAAACCACGCAAGGCAAUCAAUAGGGUCAUCCCCACUUCAACGGCAGCAGCAAAGAGGUCUUCUUUGAGUAGUGGUGUCAAAACUGAAAAUGAAGGCACACAUCUCAGUACUGUUGCCACUAAAGGGACUCAGGCAUCAAAGGUACCUGUCUUAAGUGGUACAAAGAAGGUAUUGUUGAAGCCUGCAUUGUCUUCCAAGUUCUCUUCUUUGAGUUCUUCAACUACAAGCAAGAUGCAGUCUACAAGAUCCACUUCGAGCAACAGUACCGUGUUACCUGAAACCACUGCUAAGUCUUCAUUAAUGAUAGCAAGAAGAAAUCCCAUCAAAAGCAGAACUCUUAAUUCUGCUUCUUCUGGUUCCAUUCCCAAAAACCUAUCAAAAGCUAAAGUGAAGAAUGAUCGUUCAUCAUCUGCCCUGUCAGCUUAUCUGGUGUCAGCUAUGACCUCAAAUAUGUCACCAACUAGUUCUAUUGACGAAUUAUCUUCUGCAUCAUCGUCGUCGUCGUCAUCAUCAUCUUCUACGAUCAACCGAAGGUCCAACAACUCAAGGAACAGUCUCAAUACUAGUUCUGGCCAAUCUGUUGGUGGUGAUAUAGUUUCUUUGGAUUUCAAGAAUCAGUAUACUAAUGGAAUUGCCAAUGGACAUAAAAGUCGGGGAACAGCUUCACCUGGUAACAUUACAAGGAAAAGUUCGACACAAGCCAGUAAAGCUGGUACACUUUCCAGUCAGCCUCCUCCGAAGGUGUCAGGACUACGAAUGCCAUCGCCAAAGAUUGGGUUCUUUGAUGGGGUGACAUCGUCGGUUUCUCAAUCUGGAAUUCCGACUAUGCUACCUGAGAAAGGAGGUGUCAUGUGCAGUUCAAACAGGAGCUCCAACAUAAAACCAAGGCUUAGAAAGCUUCCAACUGCUAGAAUGGUAACUGCUUUGGCAAACACAAAUUCUUAUAUUCAGAAAGCCACACCUCCUAUAUCCUCUGAAGAAAAAUCAUACACACGGGCAACUGUUUCCACUUCUCUGGUAGAUGUAGAAUAUGGUAAGUCGUCUGUUGAAGUUGAAGGAAACACGAGCAGAGAAAGUUGCUCGAAUAUGCAGGAAGUUAUCGGUGAUGAUGUUAAGCUUGAUAUAGAUAAAGGUUCCAGGGCAAGACCGGAUGAGAACAUAGGAGUCUUGACAGAUGAAACGGUAUUAAAUAUGCAUGGAAACAUAGGCACAGAAAAUUUUGAGAUUGUAACAAGUGUUGAUCAGAAAGUAGAUGAAAAUGUAAUUGAUGGCCAAAAUCAUGCUAAGAAAUCCCAUCCAAUUUGCAGAGUGGACAGAAAAGAAAGUGGUCAUAUUGGAGAUCAAGUUGAUGGGGUAUGCGAACACAAAAUGGAUGGAAAUUCAAAUAUCCAUGGCCAAAUGGAUGAAAUUAUUAGUGAAAUGUCAGAUUGUGUUUCAGAAACUUCUUCUGCAAUCACGUCCGAGUCUGCAGGUGGCAGAGCCCCUUUUGCUGUCAAGAAUUUUCUGUAAUGACGAAUGUCUUGAUAAUUCUCAUGACUCGCCAGUCCAGAAUUUAGAGAAGUCAAAUUUUCCCUUGCUUUCUCCUGAGCAGAAAGUCAAUCACACAGAGAGGGGAGAGGCGGAGGGGGGCGGGGGGAAGUGUAAUGCUUUGACUUCUGCUC